Messenger RNA from Eurytemora carolleeae, 580 nucleotides. RefSeq lists its product as uncharacterized. The record is from RefSeq and is a predicted model, not a curated record. Lineage: Eukaryota; Metazoa; Arthropoda; Copepoda; Calanoida; Temoridae. The transcript has 4 exons. Bases 33 to 368 code for a protein of 111 amino acids.
UGCAGUACGCAAAUGUUCAGUUAAUUUUAAAAAUGGCAGCAUUAACGUUAUUGAUAGUCUUCUGCAAUAUUUUAAUUAUUUCCUCAAAUAUUGUUACAAAUAAUACCAGGUUAAAUUCUCCGACCUCUACCUCAGCUGUGGAUGGGUGGGAUAAACUCAAAGAUAAUGAAACUGCUGAGAGUUACCGAUGUUCCGAUGAUCAUCAAUGUUACCGGUAUUUACAGUUCUGUGAUCUAGGUGAAUGUCGUCAUUCCUACACCUGGGUCAUCCUUCCUGGUUGUCUGCUCUUCUUAAUUUUGUGCAUUGCUGCUCUUCUAUAUUUUACCUCCUGUUGUUUACACGGCUGCUGCUGUUGCUGUUUACCCUGAUGAUCCAGAUUCUCCUGUUCACUGUAGGUGUUUAACCUGAAAUGCUGCUUUCAUCGUCAUAUGUUUCAAGGGCUCCUGAUUUUGAAUUAAAAUUUCGCUGUUUGUUAUUUUAUACUUAGAUUGUUCUGUUUUAUACAUUCAGGAGAUUAUUGAAAUAGUCCAAAAUUUCCUGUUCAAUAAAUGAUAAAUUUAAUAAGAAAUUGCUAAACCUU